Molecule: messenger RNA, 2769 nt
Organism: Leguminivora glycinivorella
Lineage: Eukaryota; Metazoa; Arthropoda; Insecta; Lepidoptera; Tortricidae
Product: zinc finger protein 595-like
Exons: 20
Coding region: 102-2303 (733 amino acids)
Biological process (GO): regulation of transcription by RNA polymerase II
Cellular component (GO): nucleus
Molecular function (GO): DNA-binding transcription factor activity, RNA polymerase II-specific; RNA polymerase II transcription regulatory region sequence-specific DNA binding
Source: RefSeq, a predicted model, not a curated record
GACCUCUAGGUAGACCUAAACAAUCGGACUCUGGUGAUAAUGAUUUACUGGUAAGACCCCGUAAGAAGAGAGCUACGGAACCCACGUCAGACCCUCAGAUCAUGACGUGCCACAAUUGCAAUGAGUCCUACACGUCCAAAGUGCGACUGAAGUUUCACAUGCAAUUCCACGACAACACAGACAUGCUGAAUGCCAACGGGCAGUACACAUGUCUCGAAUGUUCCGCAAUCACUUUCAACACAGAAACGGAGCUUUUCGACCAUGUGCAUUUUCAACAUGACAAGCAGAAUAGAUACCAGUGUUCUGUCAAGGAUUGUGGGAAGACUUUCUUCCUCAGAGCGUCCCUUACGAAGCAUAGUCGCACGCACACAGACACACGACGCUACGUUUGCGGCACUUGCGGCAAGAGAUUCCUGGAUAAGCAAACGUUGGAUGAGCACGGAGUUACGCAUUUGCAGAUCAAACCCUACCAAUGCCACAUCUGCAUGAAGCAGCUGACUCGCCGCUCUCGCUUGCGCAUGCACAUGCGAGCGCACGAGGAAUCGCUCUGUCCCGCUCUGGUGCCAGUCUGUGCCGCCUGCCGACGGGCGUUCCAGAACGUUCCAGCCGCUAUGGAGCAUGUGAAGAAAUCUCAAGAAUGUUUGGGAGCGUUCUCCAGCGAUCUAAACGAAGAGGACAAACCUGCCGCCGUGCUGUCGCCCACUAGUGGGCUCGUGCGGCCCACACAAGAAGAACAACCGAGCCAGCCGCUGCGCAUAGAACGCGAGGCGCAAUGCGCCGGAGCGGCGGCGCUCCUGGCGUCACUUCCGGCGUCCUUACGAGCUGUUGUACGCGCUGUCAAAGUCGACAAGGCUUUCCGCUGCGAAUUCUGUGAAGACGUGUUUUACCUUGAAGAAGAUCUGAACAACCACCGAACGAUCCAUAAAGGGGUUAAGAACCCGUUCACUUGCCACAUCUGCAAAGUCAGCUUCGCCACGUAUUCUAGAUGUACAACCCACAAAACAACGCACGGUUUCUACAAACGGCCGCUAGCAGACGUCAAGAACGAAGGGCCGAGUAGGGCAGAUUCCGGUCCUUCCGCGCGCGGCGUGCUCGGCUAUGGAGGCUUCCCUGUCGUCAAACACUUCUUGUGCGAGGACUGCGGGCGGUCUUACUUGCACUGGACGUACUUGCAAGUGCAUCGCAGAAUGAAGCAUGCGAACGAAAACUUCAUCUACAAGUGCAUACAUUGUGAGGAGACCUUUCCUAACAGUUGGAGCGUGGCCUACCACAGAAAAAAGGUGCACGGCAAACCUGCAGAAAAGGGAACCGGGGCUACGAAAACUGUCAACACUGACUAUAGAAUCCCGUGCCGAGACUGCGACGAAGUGUUGCCAAACAAAACUGCGCUCUAUAAACAUAGGAAGAAGGAGCACAGUUACGUGUCAUUGCCAAUCAGUGACAAUCAAGGUUUGAGUGGUCAGACGCACGUGGAGGGCGCGCGAGCCGCCUGCACGCACUGCGGACUAAGUUUUCCUGUCAACCUGCUGCCACACCAUCUCAAAGAGGUCCACGGACAAGACACGCAGUACCCAAGUGCGCGAUCACACACCUGUACCGUUUGCGGACACGCGUUCCGCACGGCCUCCAUGCUUACUGAGCACUCCAGGAUUCAUACCGGCGAACGACCCUUUCCAUGCGAUGUUUGUGGGGUGGCUUUUAGAAGAGCAACGGCGAUGCGUAACCACCGUUUGAUCCACACGGGCGUCCGAGCGUGGGGCUGCGCGCGCUGCCCCAAGCGGUUCCGGAUCCGGUCCGACCUCAACACGCACUCCCGGCUCAAGCAUCCGCUACAUCUCGCUGUUAUCGAGAUUGCGGGCUUGGAUCCCAGUUCGGAGCAGGUGAUGCAUGCUCUCGCCGUCAACAAUAUCUCCCGGGAGAGCGUCCUUGAAAUCACCAAGGUCUCCUUCGCUAAGGGCACUCGUCACGCGAUCCCGGACAGCGCCCGUGCGCUAGCGUUGUUGGACGCGCCGCGGGAGCAUGUGAACUGGACCCCCGCGCCGCAAGUCACCAACCACGCAACCAACUAUGCUGCUGCGGAGAUCCCCAAUAUCACGUACGCACGGCGCGGGCGCGGCAUUGCUAGAAGUACUCGCUUUGUUGGCCCGCCCUCACAAGUACAGGACCUGACAGGCUUAAACGUCGAAAUGCUUCUACAAGACAACCUUCUCGAGCAACCCUCUCUAAAUGCUCGACAAAUGCUCGAUCCCAUGCUACUCUUCAACACCCCGCCGCAGCAGAUGCAAACUGACGUCAACCACUAACCCUUGCAACGCCAAGGACGUAUAAAGUCGUCAUUACUUUAGUGGUGGUAUACUGCGCUCGUUAAAUGAUCGACGUGAAGCUACUCUUCAACACCCCGCCGCAGCAGAUGCAAACUGGCGUCAACCUCUAACCCUUGCAACGCCAAGGACGUCUAAAGUCGUCAUAGUACCAGUGGUUGGAUACUGUGCUCGUCAAAUGCAUAGCAGAUGCACACUGACGUCACCGAUUAACCCUUGCAACGCCAAGGAUGUCUAAAGUCGUCCUUCAAUGGUCGAACAUUAUUCACGUUUUGGCUUUAACGACCAGCCGCAAGUAUCCCGGUUUACAUAAUUUGGCUAAUACUUGUGAAUUCAUGUUUCUAAACAAAUAUGUUUUUAAAUUCUGCGUCUAUAUGACAUUUAUAUUUACCUAGUCAUUUAAGUGCAAUAUGAUAUUUUACUUAGUUUUGUAAUAAAACGCUAAUAA